AUGGUCUUCACUGACUCUAUGGGAUCGGCCCAUAGAGCGGUUGACCCUUCUGUGCACUCCGGUCAGGCUUUUAGCCUGUCAGUUUGUCGCACUCUCCAAGAGUGGUUCAAAGCGGAUGACCUCUGCCGCAUCACCUUCGUCUACGUCCUGUCUGCUCUGCGAUGGGAUAUUCAUGGUGACGCACACAAGUACGUCACCAAACUCAAAGUCAGGACUGGACGUCGCAAGACGGACAAUUCUAUAGACGCGCUACGCUCACGAGCCGUGCACUCAGUCCUGGAUUUGUGGAGUUCCACUUUCCAGGAUCCAACCUACCAAGGCUCUGAAUUCUUAGAGCUUCAACAGCCUGACGGGCGGCCACUACAGCCAUCGUACCUCAAUGGGGGACCUUGGCUCUCAACAUUCGGACACAGUAUCACUGAGUUCGCCCGCGUUUGCCGGUGUAUAACUGGCCAUGCACCCAUUGGAGCGUAUUAUCAUUGCUUCAAGAUCAACGAGCCUCAUGGCUGCACUUGCGGGGCUGCUUUGCAGUCUCGCCAGCACGUCCUCUUUUGCUGUCGCAAUCGCUACUCCGUGCAUUACCCCCGCUUUCUUGGGGAUAUUGCAUCUUUAUGA
Messenger RNA from Cyclocybe aegerita, 615 nucleotides. NCBI's taxonomy places the organism in Eukaryota, Fungi, Basidiomycota, Agaricomycetes, Agaricales, Hemipholiotaceae. The record is from the annotation of a GenBank genome assembly.